Molecule: messenger RNA, 2732 nt
Organism: Nymphaea colorata (pocket water lily)
Lineage: Eukaryota; Viridiplantae; Streptophyta; Magnoliopsida; Nymphaeales; Nymphaeaceae
Product: pentatricopeptide repeat-containing protein At2g37230
Exons: 1
Coding region: 176-2563 (795 amino acids)
Molecular function (GO): protein binding
Source: RefSeq, a predicted model, not a curated record
GGUGUGCACAAACAAAACAUUCCGCUGGCAACUCCAUGGCCGAUCCUCUGCGUCUGAUCUUAACUCCUCUUCCCCACCCUCCCCUCCUCUUCCGCUGGCAACAGGGUAGCCUGCUCCAUCGCCGACCGAUCCUCUGCGUCUGAUCUUAACUCCUCUUCCCCACCCUCCCCGGAAAAUGGCUUCCAAUAUCUUGAGAAAGGCUCCCACAAGAUCGAUGCUUUUCUCUCUACGUCGUCUUCUUCCCUCCUGCAACACAACGACUCUUCGUUCCUCUUCCCUCCAUUUCUUUCGCGGUUUCUCCUCACAUCGAUCUCCAGAUCACACAGAACAGGAGUUCGUUGAAGACCACCUGUUCGACACCCACGGUUCGGUUUCGCUCAAGAGCGAACCUGCCGCCAUUGGGGAUCCGUGUGCUGAAGAUGAAGCCGUCGCCAGCGAGACUUUGGGCGCCCAGGAGGAGUCGUUAUUUCGGGCUAAGGAAGAAACGAGGCUGAGAGGUAAACCCCGAACCCCAGAAAAUGUUGGCGCCCUUAUCUGUAGAAUGAUGUCUAAAAGGGCUUGGACGACUAGGUUGCAGAACUCAAUUAGGUCACUUGUCCCCGAGUUUAAUCAAGAACUGGUCCUGAGUGUCUUGGAUGGAGCUAAAAACUAUGAACAGGCUCUAAAUUUCUUCCGGUGGGUUGAGAAGACCGGCUUUCGACAUGACCGGUCGACCUACCUCAAAAUGGUUCAGAUCCUUGUCAAAGACCGGAAGCACAACCACCCCAGGUGCAUUAUUUUUGAUAUGCAGAAGAAGGGUGUUGAAUGGGAUGAGCAGUUCUUCAUCGAGCUCAUGAAUAGUUAUGCAAAAGCCGGGAUCGUUCAGGAAGCUGUCAAGAUUUUCCAGAAAAUGAAAGACUUGGGGGUCAAGCGCACUGUUAUAUCGUAUAACAAUUUAUUCGACGUCAUUCUGAAACGUGGCCGGACGUUCAUGGCGAAACGUUACUUCAACGCUAUGUUGCGUGAUGGUGUGACCCCCAAUCUCGUUACAUAUACCGUCCUGAUCUGGGGGUUCUCUUUGUCGUCCAAAAUGGAGACAGCAAAGCGAUUUUUCGACGAUAUGAAGACCAGGGGCCUCGUUCCUGAUGUCGUUUGUUAUAAUACCAUUAUCAAUGGAUUUUGUAGGUCCAAGAACAUGGAAGAGGCCGAGAAAUGUUUGGCGGAGAUGAAGGGUAAUGGGUUGAAACCUGAUAUUGUCACUUUUACGUCAUUGAUCAAAGGGUAUGCUGCCUCCGAUCGGGUUGAUGAGGGGCUAAAGUUGUUUAAUGAAUUGGGCAGCCAUGGAGUGAAGCCUAAUGUUCGGACGUACGUUUCCUUGUUGCCUUACCUAUGUGAGAGAGACAGGAUGACCGAGGCCCAUAAGCUUCUAAAUGAGAUGGUGAAGAAACGUUUUGUACCGAACGACCGUUCAAUAUUUAUAUCAAUGAUGGCUGGUCACUGUAAAUCAGGUCAUGUAGAAAAAGCUUUUCAGGUGUUGAGGGCCAUGGAUAAAUUGCAGGUGCAUGCUGAACCAAUGCAUUACAGUAUGUUGUUUGAAAACUUCUGCAAAGCAGGGAAGCCUAAGAAAGCUGUUGAGCUUUUGGAUGAGGUUUUGAAUAAGGGGUUACUGUUGAUUCCAGUAACAAGUUACACACUGGAACCCAGAAGUAAUUCUACGAUGGAACCUAGUGCUUAUAAUCCAGUGAUUAAAUACCUGUGUGAAAAUGGGCAGACACAAAAAGCAGAAAUCUUUCUGCGGCAGCUGAUGAAGUGUGGUAUCGAGGAUUCAACCCCUUUCAAUAACUUGGUUAUGGGCCACUCAAAGGAAGGAAUGCCGGAAGCUGCUGUUGAGCUCCUCAAGAUCAUGAAUAGACGAGGAAUUUCUCCUGAUUCACAUGCGUAUUGCCUGCUUGUGAAGAGUUUCCUCGAGAAAGGAGAUCCAGCAGAAGCUAAAAUUUCACUUGAUGGUAUGAUUGAAAGUGGUCAUUUGCCAAGCGCCUCCUUGCUCAGGGAAGUAAUGGAGAGCCUUUUCAAUGAUGGCAGAGUUCAGACAGCAAGUAGAGUCAUGAAAAGUAUGCUGGAGAAGGAUGUAAGAGAAAACUUGGAUAUAGUCGCUAAGAUUCUGGAGGCCCUUCUUAUGCGUGGACAUGUUGAAGAGGCUCUUGGACGGAUUGUGCUGAUGACAAACAAGGAAUGUCCAGUUGACAUAGACCAUCUUCUGGAUGUGCUCUGCAAGAAGGAUAAGACCAUUGCUGCUGUCAAAUUGCUUGAUUUUGCUUUGGAGAGGAAUUACAGUGUCAGAUUCUCAAGCUAUGAUUUGGUUUUGGAUGCUCUAUGUUCAGCUGGGAAGACUCUAACUGCAUAUGCUAUACUAUGCAAGAUCUGUGAGAGAGGAGGAGCCGCAAACCAAAUUGGCUGCAAGGCCCUGAUUAAGAGUUUAAAUGCAGAGGGGCACACAAAACAGGCUGAUAUUCUUUCAAGAAUGAUUCUCGGAAAAGAUUCCAGCUCCAAGAAAGCAAAUAAAGGUGCAAAAAUUUCAUUGUAAUCAGUACAGUAGCUUUUAAAAUUUUCUGUCAAUUUAAUUUGCAUGGUUAAUUUGUGAGCCCAUCACGUAGCAUGAAGAGAAUCUAUGACUUUUGUUUUGAGAAAAUGACGGUCAAGCAGAGGUUGCCUGUGUUACUCAAUCUAUGCUCCUCAAACUUGGUUUUUCUUGA